This is a messenger RNA of Thyridium curvatum, 612 nucleotides long. RefSeq lists its product as uncharacterized. Bases 1 to 612 code for a protein of 203 amino acids. The record is from RefSeq and is a predicted model, not a curated record. The transcript has a single exon. NCBI's taxonomy places the organism in Eukaryota, Fungi, Ascomycota, Sordariomycetes, Thyridiales, Thyridiaceae.
AUGCCAGAACCCCUGCUGCCCACGGCGGUUGCCGUCUCCAGCCCGCCCGAGUUUGACUUUGCCUUCGACCCUUCCCUGGACCAGUUCAACGUCGGCGUCGGCGGAUUUCUGGCGUUGCACCCCGAGUUCGAUGCCAUUGCUACCGGUGCGCUCGUCUUUGACCAACAAGACCGGCUGCUGCUCAUCCAGCGCGCCGCGCAUGAUUCCAUGCCUAGUCGUUGGGAGGUCCCUGGCGGCGCAGCUGAUCCAGACGAUAAGACGGUGCUCCACGCCGCAGCCCGGGAGUUGUGGGAGGAAACAGGCCUCGUGCUGAAGCGCCUCGUACGCCAGGUCCCACUGGGCCCUGAGGGCCCCGACGCUGCCGUUUUCUUCACGCGGAGAAACCUGCGCAUCGGCAAGUUCACCUUUGAAUCCGAGGUUGAAGGCUGCGGCGGCUCCAGCGUCAUCAAACUGGACCCCAACGAACACCAGCACUGCCUGUGGGUAACAGAAGACGAGUGUCGAGCACGCCGGACCGGCGGCAAUGUCGAAAUCACUUUUACGACGGUGCAGCAGGAGCAGACGAUCUUGGAAGGCUUUAGGAUGCGCAGGAAACAGCCUCAGUGUCCGUAG